Acromyrmex echinatior (Panamanian leafcutter ant) is the source of this 644-nucleotide messenger RNA. It is a transcript of the gene mRpS24, whose product is annotated as mitochondrial ribosomal protein S24. NCBI's taxonomy places the organism in Eukaryota, Metazoa, Arthropoda, Insecta, Hymenoptera, Formicidae. Gene Ontology annotation, cellular component: mitochondrion. Gene Ontology annotation, biological process: translation. The record is from RefSeq and is a predicted model, not a curated record.
GUUAACUUCAGUUAUGUUGGUUAUGUUAUUGUAACAUCGGAGUAAGCUGGAAUAAACGAAGUAGAUUAUUUUAUAACAAAUUAAUCGAAAUUUGAAGUAAAAAAUUGCGUGGCAAGAUGGUUUUACUGGAACAUAUGAGAAAUAUAUUACCGGCUGUGCAACAGACAUUUAUGCAAAGGUAUUUUCAUACGAGUACAAUAGUCAGUAAAGUGCAAUCUGGACGCUACAAAAUCACAAUCAACAAAAACAAACCAUUAACAUAUGAAAUGGCAAAUCCGCCUCAUUACAUCGCUCAUAGAAAAUCUUGGAACUCUUGGAACACCUCGAAUAUAAAGGAUGGUAAUAGACCUUCUGAGACAGCUUUAGAAGAUAUGUUUAUUCGACAGUUUAUGUGGGGAACAUGGCCUAAUUUAUUUGCAAGUGAAAUUAUUAUUAAGCGGCAACACAAUAUUAUUAGGAUAGCUGGAAUCAUCACUCGUACUUUAAUACCUUACAAGAUAUAUUUCUUAACUGGCUAUACCGAGGAACUUUUGAGUUAUUGGCUUCAGUGUCCCGUUAAAGUGGAAUUAGUCACGAUUGAUAAUAAGAAAGAAAUGAUAUUUAAAUAUGUAUAGAAACUCAAUAUAUGUAAAUACAAUAAAUUA